Molecule: messenger RNA, 2331 nt
Organism: Closterium sp. NIES-65
Lineage: Eukaryota; Viridiplantae; Streptophyta; Zygnematophyceae; Desmidiales; Closteriaceae
Source: the annotation of a GenBank genome assembly
AUGCAGAAAGGCGCAGAUGAAGCUCCGGUCAGGACUCGCCCCACUCGCCCCACGCGCAGUCGGUCGGAAGCCGCGGCUACCGCGUGCCUUCCCCCCCGCUCACCCAAGCACUACUACCGCCGAACGGAUGACCUCACGACGAGAACGGAUAACGUCACGACGCCAACCGUUGGAGUCGAUCCCGCCAGGGGAGCAGAUGACGUCAUACAGAAGGGGUCGGAUGACGUCACGCCUAACGGCGUUCAUAGCUCUGCGGCGAACGGGGUCCCCCUGAAUGGAGAUGGCGCUGCUGCGGGAGCGGCGCUAGCAUUGGAGUCGAACCCAACAUCCCCCGCACCACACCACCUCCACCACCACCACCACCACCACCACCAGCACCAGCACCAGCAAUCCAAGUCACCCCAGCGCUACCAACAGCAGCAGCAAACGUCGCCGCGUCCCCAAGCACGCUCGCCUGAACCCACCAGAUGGCCGCCCGAGCCCCCGUUAGAGUCACACCGUGGAAAAGGGACCGCCAGGGGGGUAACCCGAGAGGGGGGUAUACGGGACCCAGAGGGCCCUGGUGAGGGGGGCAGUGAGGCGACGGACGGCUCUUCUCGAGGGAAGGGUUCUGCUGUGGUGUAUGCAGCGGAGGGCCCGGUGAGGGAAGAGCGCCGGGACAGUGAAGCAGCAGCGGGAACAGCUGCGGCAGGAGCAGGAGCAGCAGGAGCAGCAGGUGAUGCAGCAUCAAGAGUAGAAGAAGUAGCAGAUGCAAGUCCAGCCAAAGUGCUGGACUCAGCAACGGGAGGAGCUGCCGCAGCAGGAAUCCUAGGAACAGCACCAGCAGCAGCAGCACCAGCAGCAGCACCAGCAGCAGCAGCACCAGCAGCAGCACCAGCAGCAGCAGCAGCAGCAGCAGCAGCAGCAGCUGCAGCAGGAGCAGCAGGCGCGAUAGGAAGGGUACCGAGUCCCACAGCCGUGACCAAGCUGCCCGUGCCAGAGUUCUUUCCAGACACCACCGCAGACCCAGCAGACGCGUGGGUUCACCGCCCCCCCGUGGACGAGGGCAAACCUAUUAGGUGGCGCAAGGGCGAGCUGAUAGGCGCGGGCGCGUACGGGUGCGUGUACAUGGGGCUCAAUCUGGAGUCCGGCGAGCUGCUGGCCGUGAAGCAGGUGCUGAUUCCGUCCGCCUCCACCACCAAAGACAAGGCGCAGGAGUACAUCAAGGGACUGGAGGCGGAGGUUGCAGUGCUGAGGAACCUGUCCCACCCGAACAUUGUGCGCUAUCUGGGCACGGCGAGGGAGGAGGAGGCGCUCAACAUCUUCCUGGAGUUCGUCCCUGGGGGUUCAAUCGCCUCUCUGCUCAACAAGUUUGGGUGCUUCACGGAAAAGGUCAUCCGCAUGUACACGCGGCAGCUGAUGACUGGCUUGAGCUACCUUCACUAUAAUCACAUCAUGCACCGCGAUAUCAAGGGCGCCAACAUUCUGGUCGACAACAGAGGGUGCAUCAAGCUGGCGGACUUUGGGGCGUCACGGAAGUUAGCAGAUCUGGCAACGAUGAGUGGGCACAAGUCCAUGAAGGGCACUCCCUACUGGAUGGCGCCAGAGGUCAUCAAACAGACGGGCCAUGGCAGGCCAGCAGACAUCUGGAGUGUAGCAUGCACAGUCAUUGAGAUGGCGACAGGCAAGCCGCCUUGGAGCGAAUUCCUCUCCCAGGUGUCAGCGCUGUUCCACAUAGCACAGUCCAAGGGCCCGCCUCUCAUUCCCGACCAUCUGUCUGCGGACGCAAAGGACUUUCUGCUGCGCUGCUUCCACCGUGAUCCAAACAAGCGCCCAAGUGCGGCUGACCUUCUCAAGUAUUCGCCUGUACUGCUGCCAAAUCGUUCAUCCCCUGUGGCCACAUCUCUAUCGUCGCCGCAUCGAUCCCAGCCUUUUUUUCUCCCCCUUCUUUCUCCCUCCCCCUCCCCAUCCCUCUCCCUCUCCCUCUCCCUCUCCCUCUCCCUCUCCCUCUCCCUCUCCCUCUCCCCCUCCCUCUCCCUCUCCCUCUCCCUAUCCCUCUCCCUCUCCCUCUCCCUCUCCCUCUCCCUCUCCCUCUCCCUCUCCCUCUCCCUCUCCCUCUCCCUCUCCCUCUCCCUCUCCCUCUCCCUCUCCCUAUCCCUCUCCCUCUCCCUCUCCCUCUCCCUCUCCCUCUCCCUCUCCCUCUCCCUCUCCCUCUCCCCCUCCCUCUCCCUCUCCCUCUCCCUCUCCCUCUCCCUCUCCCUCUCCCUCUCCCUCUCCCCCUGUUAUACUCUAUGCUCACCACCUGUUUCAGGCACCUCUCUCCCCCACCAGCCCUCCGGACUACUGGCAUGA